This is a messenger RNA of Suillus paluster, 1956 nucleotides long. RefSeq lists its product as uncharacterized. Bases 107 to 1753 code for a protein of 548 amino acids. The transcript has 2 exons. NCBI's taxonomy places the organism in Eukaryota, Fungi, Basidiomycota, Agaricomycetes, Boletales, Suillaceae. The record is from RefSeq and is a predicted model, not a curated record.
GCGUGUCUUUUAGUUGCCCCUCUCUGAGCUACCUUUUAAUUCUGGGAGGUUCACGAGGAAGCCCCAUUGCACUUCUUUGUCUGAAAACUUUCUAUACGUGCCGUCCAUGACCCACGAGCAGGCUAGCAUCAGCAUCAAUCCUCAGGAAGAUUUCGAUGAGAUAACACAACGAAUUCACGCACUCCAGUGCUCGCAGGUCGAAUUAUCCCGCUCAAUUCGUGACCUCCAGGUUCGUGCAGCUCGCAUACAGAAUCAGAAGGCACCGGUGUCUCGUAUCCCCUCUGACGUCCUGUCAAUAAUAUUCGACGAGUGCCGUCAGCUCAAUCCACCAUGGUCUGGCAUUCUCUACCUUUUCCGCCAGUCACCUAUCGAGGUACGACUGUCGCAUGUAUCGAGUCAUUGGCGUGAGGUAGCCCUCACCUUACCCUCCCUUUGGUCCUCUAUUCACUUCCCGUUCGCGCAUAAAGAGGACUCGCUCGCAGAAUAUUUGAAGAGGUCAGAGGGAUCACUUCUCGACAUGUACAUUGGGCCAUGGACACAGCACCCUCAGAUUGAUCGCGCGGUGACCAACAUUAUCUUACCACACCUUCCCCGUUUCAGACAAUUGGUUCUUGACUCAAAUUCACGGGAGGCUUUGGCCUCGCUCCUGGAAAAAUUCCGUGACGUCUCUGCCCCUGCUUUGAAGCGACUGCGAGUGAUGUGCAGAGGACCAAUGUCGACUGCAGGUCCCAUCGCUUCUGCAAGUCUCUUCACGCAGGGAGCCCCUUUGUUAUCCGAUGUUAGGCUUGACAGCGUCGCAGUCAUCCUACCCAGAACAAAAGCAAAGACGCUCCAUUUUUGCCCCCUACCAGGGCCACCCUUCCCACUCACACACGAGGGACUCUUCCAAGCAGUGUCAUCUUUCAAAUCCCUCCACACGCUCCAUCUAAAAUCGGCUAUAGAGCUGAAUAGUCCGACCCCUAUCUCCCUUAUCAACCUGCCCUCGUUGAAGGAAUUAGCGGUGCAUGGCCUCGCCGUGUCAAAGGGUUUGCGUAUAUUUGACAUAAUAUCCGCUCCAAAUAUCAAAAACCUCUACCUCGUGGACAUGAAUUGGUUCGCAGUAUCCGCGAUUCACAAAUUCAUGAUUCAGUCUUAUCCGGAUGCGUUCCAGUCCUUGCGGGUGCUGCGGUAUAUCAGGUGCGGGUUCAACGAGGACAUGGACAUCCAUUUCCUUCGCGCAACGCCUGGUAUCUCCGAACUGCUCAUACCUGUCGAUAAAACAAACUACCUGAUCCGCAUGCUUGUGAACAGUGACAAGCAAGCGGCCAUUCACGGCUGUAAACCUCUGUGGCCAAAGUUACGCACUAUUAUCCUGCACACACCAGAGUACUCCGCGCAGCCGGCCGGCGCCCCCGACAACGAGCCUUCGCCUACGAUGAACCUCCUUCAGCAGCUGGUCACGGGACGCAAGGUGUUGGGCAGGCCGAUGAGCAAGCUCUGCUUCAAGGGGCCAAAUGCAGGACCCUUUGCAAGCGAGUUCUACUGGGGGCUCAAUCAAGCGAAGGAGUUCGUUCCUACGGAAGUUGUGUCCUGCCAAAUCCCUGCGCUGCUACGGGAUGGAGGGUAUGAAUAUGACUGGGCUAGCCUCGCUGAGGCAUAUGGUAUGCAAUUGCGGCAGCUCCUUCAGCAGGUUCAAACCAUACGGCAGCAAAUUGCCCCCGCCCUUCCACACAAUUUUUCGUUCCAGCAUUUACAGAGACGAGUAGAGUCAUAGACGUACCGACGUGAUAGACGUUCUGAGUAGAUCCGGCUCAUGCCUCUUUCUCAUUUGGUCAUCAGUUUCAGAGUAUUUAACGUUUAGCGACGUCCUCUAAGACGUUAUAUGUCGUUCUUCAUAAUUUUGACUUGGGAAGUUUUAAUGCUUGUGCUUCUUUACCCAAUGCUCCGUCAAUGGCAAGUUGCCUCAUCUUCUCUUCA